AAUGACAAGUCUUAAUUCAAAAUGAUGUGAAAAGGUCCAUAGAUGUGGGCAUCUUUGUUCUGAAGUCCAAAAUGACACUAAGAUUUAUUUGAAUAGAAAGAAGCUGAGAAGUGAGAAGCGAUGAAGAGGCAAGGGCAUGGAGAGUACAGGGAGAUUACUGAAGGAGAUUUUUUGGGUGACGUCACUGGAAGUGAGAAAGUGAUUUGCCACUUCUACCAUAAGGAAUUCUAUUGAUGCAAGAUAAUGGAUAAGCAUUUGAAAUCCCUUGCAGCAAAGCAUGUGGAUACAAAGUUCAUCAAGCUGGAUGCUGAGAAUGCUUCUUUCUUUGUUACCAAACUUGCAGUCAAAACUCUGCCUUGUGUUAUAAUUUUCAGAAAAAGGGUUGCUGUAGAUAGGUUGGUUGGGUUUCAAGAUCUUGGGGGGAAAGAUGAUUUUGCUACAAGGACACUUGAGGUUUUUCUGAUAAAGAAAGGUAUAAUUAGUGAGAAGAAAAAUGAAGAUGAUGAGGACGAUGUUUAUGACGAGAGUAGGCGCAGAUCAGUGAGAUCUUCUGUGAAUCAUGAUUCUGAUUCUGAGUGAAAAAAAAG
Hibiscus syriacus is the source of this 587-nucleotide messenger RNA. Its product is annotated as thioredoxin domain-containing protein PLP3B-like. The transcript has 5 exons. The coding region runs from base 244 to 579 and encodes 111 amino acids. Lineage: Eukaryota; Viridiplantae; Streptophyta; Magnoliopsida; Malvales; Malvaceae. The record is from RefSeq and is a predicted model, not a curated record. Gene Ontology annotation, cellular component: cytoplasm.